UUCGUCAUUGUGCACGGCAAUUUGGAAAGAUGUUCAUCUACACCAACACCGGCAACCCGUUCGGGCUGAAGCUGCUGAUUUGUGCAAAUUUGGCCAAAAUCAACGUGGAGGUUAAGCAUGUUACACUGGGCGAUCCCGCUCUGGGAGACAUGAAGCAUCUUCCCAUACUGCAGCUGGACAGUGGAGUGCAGCUGUUUUCUACGGACGUGGCGGCCAAAUAUCUGCUACCGGGUGAGGAUGUGUCCAAGGUGGUGCAGCGAGACGAAUGGCUUGAAUGGUCCUCGAAGCGGUUGGCACCGGCAUUAACCCACAACAUGGCUAUCGGUUCCCGUGCCGAUCCGAACACUAAACCGAUCCUAAACACGCUGGUAAAAAUGCUGGACGAUUGUCUGAGCGGCAGCACGUUUCUGAUGGGAGAUCAAAUCAGCAGUGCCGAUGUGGCCGUCUGGAGUCUGCUCGCCCCGGACGGUACGCUCAAGGGUGCAGUCAACGUUGACAAUGUGCUUCGCUGGUAUCGUCAAAUUUCCGCCCUGCCCGAGGUUCAGUCCGCACUGAUCGUGUUACCAUUGAAAGAGCUCAGCUUUGCUUCGCUGCAGCACAGCAAUCGGUACGGUGGAUUGCAUCACAUCGUGCUGAAUCCAGAAAUUGCCGAUUUCGAAGGCGAAUUGCUUGCCGAUACGUCCGCCAAUAUUGCCGAAACUGUGCAGCGGGACGAGAUCGAAGCAGCUCGCGCCGCGUUCGGUGAAGUAGACGAUCGGGCCGUGCGCGAUGAGCCGAGAAUCGUACUUCCAAAACCGGGUCAGAAGAACAAUCUCAUCACAUCCGCACUGCCGUACGUGAACAAUGUGCCUCAUCUGGGCAACAUUGUCGGAUGUGUCCUGUCGGCGGACAUUUUCGCUCGCUACUCGCGACUCUGCGGAUAUAACACGCUCUACAUCGGUGGUACGGAUGAGUACGGUACGGCCACGGAAACGAAGGCCCUGGCGGAGGGUCUUACUCCACGACAGAUUUGCGACAAGUACUUCGAUAUCCACAACUCGAUCUACCGAUGGUUUGGGAUCGGGUUCGAUUACUUCGGUCGCACAACGACCACCGAGCAGACACGCAUCGUGCAGGAAAUAUUUAAGGACCUGUACGCCACUGGCUAUAUCGAGACGCGCUCGGUGGAACAGUUGUUGUGCCAGAAGUGUGAUCGCUAUCUGGCGGAUCGGUUUGUGGAGGGAACCUGUCCUCAUCCGGGCUGUGGGUAUGAGGACGCUCGCGGGGAUCAGUGCGAUGGCUGCGGGAAGCUGGUAAACGCGAUCGAGCUGCUCCGGCCACGCUGCAAGAUGUGCAACUCCUCGCCAGUCAUUCGAGACUCGAACCAAUUCUUCCUCGAUCUGCCUAAAAUCGAGCCAAGGUUACGGGAAUGGGUGGAAGGUUCCGAGUCUGGGUGGACGCAUAAUGCGCGCGUAAUUACCCGAGCCUGGUUGAAGGAAGGACUCAAGUCACGAUGCAUUACGCGUGAUCUGAAGUGGGGCAUUCCGGUUCCACUCGAAGGAUACGAGAACAAGGUGUUUUACGUGUGGUUCGAUGCUCCGAUCGGAUACAUUUCCAUUACGAGCCGGUACUGCAAGGAGUGGAAGCAGUGGUGGCAACCGGACACGUCCAAAACCGGCGUGAAGGUUGAUCUGUAUCAGUUCAUGGCAAAGGACAACGUGCCGUUCCAUUCGGUCAUGUUCCCAGCUUCGUUGCUAGCGGCGGACAAGGGCUACACGCUGGUGUCUCACAUCAUGGCGACGGAGUAUCUCAACUACGAGGAUGGCAAGUUUAGCAAGAGCCGAGGCAUUGGCGUGUUUGGUAAUGAUGCUCAGGAUACGGGCAUUCCGGCCGAUGUGUGGCGAUUCUACCUCGCUGCUGCACGGCCGGAAGGUCAGGAUUCGUCCUUCAGCUGGAGUGACCUGCAGGCACGCAACAACAAUGAGCUGCUGAAGAAUUUGGGCAACUUUUUCAACCGAGCGCUCGUGUUUUGUGAGAAAUUCUUUGAUUCCACCGUACCGGCGAUGACGCUGAUCGAGGAGGAUUACACGCUGCUGGCGUUGAUUAAUCGGGAACUGAAGGGAUACGUGAACCAGAUGGAGAAAGCUCGUAUGCGUGACGGAAUUCGGCAUUUGCAGCAAAUUUCACGCUACGGUAAUCAGCUGAUGCAGUCGGAGGAACCGUGGGUAAAGGUGAAGGGCACGGACGAUCAGAAGGCGCGUGCUGGUACGGUGAUUGGACUGUGCUGUAACUUUGCCUGUUUGCUAGCAACGCUUAUGUUCCCGUUCAUGCCCACGACUGCGCGGAAUAUGUAUAGUCAGCUGAACGUUCGUGGUGGAUUCAUUAAUUCAGACAAACCGUUAAUCCGGACGCUUCUACCAACCGGGCAUCGUAUCGGCAAACUGGCCGUGCUGUUUACCAAAAUCGAAGACUCGAGGAUCGAGGAACUGAAACAGAAGUAUGGUGGACAACAACAGCAGGUCGUAAAAGACAAAGCUGCUGCCUCACCGUCUGCCUCAUCCGCGCCACCAACAGGAACGUUCGGUUCACUGAAAGACGCACAAAAGGCGGUCGACGAGCAAGCGGCCAAAGUACGCAAGAUCAAAUCGAGCGGUGCCGAUCGGACUGUAUGGCAGCCGGAGGUUAACAUUUUGCUUGAGCUCAAGAAGCAGCUGCAAUUGCUUAGCCAGCCCCGUACGUCCGAGAGUGCUCCGGUAGCGCCGGGAGAAAAAUUGUCCAACAAUAAUACUGCAACCGCAGCGAAACCUGUGGCGAAUGCUACCACCACCGCUGUUCCGGCCGACAUAAAAGCGCUAGAAGAGGAAAUCGCUCAGCAGGGCAGUAAGGUGCGCAAGCUGAAGGAAUCCAGCACGGAUAAGUCCGUGUGGCAGCCGGAGGUAUCGCUGUUGCUUUCACUGAAGCAAAAACUUGCCAGUCUUACCGGUAUACCAGUGGCUGGUCCUGCUGCGAGCAGCGGAAAAAAGAAGGGUAAAAAGUAAGGAU
Molecule: messenger RNA, 3021 nt
Organism: Anopheles maculipalpis
Lineage: Eukaryota; Metazoa; Arthropoda; Insecta; Diptera; Culicidae
Gene: MetRS
Product: methionine--tRNA ligase, cytoplasmic
Exons: 4
Coding region: 30-3017 (995 amino acids)
Biological process (GO): methionyl-tRNA aminoacylation
Cellular component (GO): aminoacyl-tRNA synthetase multienzyme complex; cytosol
Molecular function (GO): methionine-tRNA ligase activity; ATP binding
Source: RefSeq, a predicted model, not a curated record